This is a messenger RNA of Lathyrus oleraceus (garden pea), 1071 nucleotides long. RefSeq lists its product as uncharacterized. The record is from RefSeq and is a predicted model, not a curated record. The transcript has a single exon. The coding region runs from base 1 to 1071 and encodes 356 amino acids. Lineage: Eukaryota; Viridiplantae; Streptophyta; Magnoliopsida; Fabales; Fabaceae.
AUGGGAAAAGCUUCAGACUUCAAAAGUAAAGAAGAUUGGGUCGCUUUCAAUGUUGUGUUAGCCUUGAUACUCUAUGGGAUUGUCUUGUUCCCGAACAUUGAUGACUUCGUGGACAUGACUGCUAUACGCAUUUUCUUGCUCAAGAAUCCCAUUCCCACCUUGCUUGCAGAUGUUUAUCACUCCAUUCAUUGGAGAAAUGAGAAGAAGGGGGGGAUGAUCCAGUGUUGCGCUCCUUUACUGUAUAAAUGGUUCUUAUCUCACUUACCAAGCGAAGGGCCUUUUGUUCAGAACAAGGAUAACCUCAAGUGGUCUAAAAAAAUCAUGUCUCUCACUGCCAAUGACAUCACCUGGUACUCUCGUGUUUAUGAUGAUGUGGACAUAAUCAUCAAAUGUGGCAACUUCCAUAAUGUGCCACUCAUAGGAACUCGAGGUUGCAUCAAUUACAAUCCUGAGCUUGCUAUGCGACAACUUGGGUUUCCUAUGAAUGACAAACCAGAAGACAAGUUGUUAGAAGGUUUCUUGCUGGGAGAAGGAGUGAAGGAGUUUGAUCUGGUGAAGAGGAUAGGUCUGGUUGCUAGAGGGCCAUAUACAAGUUUAGUCCAAGCCAGAGCUUCUCAAGACAAACUACCUUACCCUUAUGAGCCUCCAAUGCAUACAAAUCCUCCAGAACCUACUCACGUCACUAUGGAGGAAGCUAAAGAGCUUAAAGUUGUCAUCCAAAGUUUGGAAAAAGAGAAUAAAGAGCUACGGUUGAACCUUCUCCGGAUUACUGAAGAAAGGGAUAAUCAUAAGUGGGAGCUUGGGCGGAAGAAAACACAACUUCAAGCAAAUGUAGAAAGGACUGAUAAGGAGGAAUAUAAGAGAAAAAGAGUCAAACAAGGGUUAGAUCAGGUUGAGAGCUACUUGAAUACCGUCAAAAGCCAACUGAAAGAGGCUGAGAGGGAUUGUCGUGAGAAAGAGAAAUGGUGGAACCUCGCCACAAAACAAAAGAAGGAGAUAAGAGAGACGCUUGAGGCUGAGAUAGCCAACCUCAGUGUUUCACUCUGUGAAUCAAAAGAAAGGGAAGAAUGA